This is a messenger RNA of Diospyros lotus (date-plum), 950 nucleotides long. Its product is annotated as glyoxylase I 4-like. The coding region runs from base 61 to 732 and encodes 223 amino acids. The transcript is spliced from 3 exons. The record is from RefSeq and is a predicted model, not a curated record. NCBI's taxonomy places the organism in Eukaryota, Viridiplantae, Streptophyta, Magnoliopsida, Ericales, Ebenaceae.
CAUAGGAGGCAUAUCACUCAGACAUAUAUACGCAGAGAGAGAGAGAGAAAGCAGAGAGACAUGGUGGGGAUGAUAGCCGGGGAAGGAGAGAUUGAAGAUUUGCAGAGAUGGGUAUCCUCGUCAUCCUUCAAUAAUAUAAAUAAUGCACCUUCUUCAAAACAGCCUCUGCUGUCUUUGAACCACGUUUCCUUUGUCUGUGAAUCUGUCGCCAGAUCCGUCAAGUUCUACGAGGAUGUCCUCGGAUUCGUCCUCAUCAAACGCCCCUCUUCCUUCGAUUUCGAAGGAGCCUGGCUGUUCAACUAUGGAAUUGGGAUCCAUCUGUUGGAAGUGGAAGCCAUUGAUGUGCCGACGAAGAAAGGGCGAAUCAACCCCAAGGACAACCACAUAUCGUUCCAGACGCCGGACAUGGGGCUGAUCAUGGAGCAGCUGGAAGGGAUGGGGAUAGAGUACGUGACGGCGGUGGUGAAGGAAGGCGGCGUGGAGGUGGAUCAGCUCUUCUUCCACGACCCCGAUGGCUACAUGAUUGAGAUCUGCAACUGCCAGAACCUCCCCGUACUUCCCCUGUCCUCCGCCGCUGCCUGUCCCCUUCCCAAGGCCUUGCCACCUGCAGCUGCUGCUGCUGCCAACUCCUUCCAUGGGAAAAUGGAUCAAUGGAAGCUUCGAUGCGCAGGACAAGUGGAGGCUAAUUUGAUGGAAUAUCUGGUGGUGGACAUGAUGGAGAUUUCAUUUUGAAGGACCAUUAAUAUUGCUUAAUUUGCUUUUUCUUCUUUAUUUUGUAUAUUGGAGAGAGAGAGAGAGAGUGAGAGGGUGCUGUUAAUUUAUGUGAAAUAUUAUAUAUGUAUUUAUAUAAAUAGGUAUUUGGCUAUUCUUCUUGCAAUAUUUUUAAAUAAUUAAUCCUCAGUUGGUUGUGAGAGGAAAUAUUAUUUAUGAAGUCUACCCCUUCUUGUCAA